AUGGAGUUUGAUGAGAAAUUUGUAGAAUCUACAGAAGAAUUGGACAAGUUAAGAAAUGAUGGGAGUUUGAUGUUCCAGCUAGUGUCAAUCGUUGAGAUUGACAGGAUGAAGCUGGUGCAGACCAGAGCCAUUCUCAACUACAUUGCCAGCAAAUACAACCUUUAUGGGAAAGACACAAAGGAGAGAGCCCUGAUUGAUAUGUAUAUAGAAGGUAUGGCAGAUUUGAAUGAAAUGAUCCUUCUUCUGCCCAUAUGUCAACCUGAGGAAAAAGAUGUCAAACUUGCCUUGAUCAAAGAGAGAAUGAAAAAUUGCUAUUUCCCUACCUUUGAGAAAGUAAGUGAAGUCAUUCAGCGUUUUGGAACACUUCAUUUUGAGGACAAUAACAGAGGGACUCAGAUUUCCUGGGUUGUGUUUAUGAUGGUGUUGGCCCUUGGCUUCACUCUGAGGCUGCAUUAUCAUGCAUUGCAGGCCCUGAAAACCAGAAUCAGCAACCUCCCCACAGUGAAGAAGUUUCUGCAGCCUGGCAGCCAGAGGAGGCCUCCCAUAGAUGUGAAAGCUUUAGAAGAAGCAAGGAAGACUUUCAAGGCUGAUGGAGGGCUUAAAAUUGCAAAUAUUGGAUUUGAGUCCUUUGCAGAAGGUGCCCAAAAGACUCCAGAGUACCUGCAAUCAAGAGGAUGGACUAGCAACCCAAAGAAAGUCCAGGGGCCAGGGAGCACUGUAAAAUUCCUGGAUGUGAUCUGGUUGGCUGUUCGUGCCUUGAGUGUGGCCCCUGUUGUGGGAAAAAUGUCUGCUUAUGAACAUCAGGAAGAUGUAAAGAACCUGGUGCAAGCCGUGCAGGCCCUGGUAGAUGCACUGGCAGUGGGCACGCAGUACCCCAUACUGAUGGGCACUAGUCCGGUGGAUCUCACCCAGCCCUGUCACUGUGGAGUCAGUAGCUCCUCCCACACUGGGACAGAGGUCUAG
Messenger RNA from Pongo pygmaeus (Bornean orangutan), 963 nucleotides. Its product is annotated as glutathione S-transferase A5-like. Gene Ontology annotation, biological process: glutathione metabolic process; xenobiotic metabolic process. Bases 1 to 963 code for a protein of 320 amino acids. NCBI's taxonomy places the organism in Eukaryota, Metazoa, Chordata, Mammalia, Primates, Hominidae. Gene Ontology annotation, cellular component: extracellular exosome; cytosol. Gene Ontology annotation, molecular function: glutathione transferase activity. The transcript has 9 exons. The record is from RefSeq and is a predicted model, not a curated record.